CUGUCUCUCUCCUCCUGUCAUGUGACCGACCUCCCCACUCCACUCUAUUUCUCUCUCCCCGCUCAGCUCAAUCCUUCCCCUCCUCCUCGCGUCCCUAUCAUUCCCGUUGCGGCAUUGCCCAAAUUUAGCGCCGACCUCCCCCCCUCACCGUCCAUCCACACUACCCGCCCGUCAUUCUAGCUCCGCAGCGGCGGCACGGCGCCCCGGAACCGGGAGCCGGGAGCAACAGAACACGCGAGCUAAAAACGGGCACCGCGCGCGCGAUCCCCGGCACCCGCGCCCGCCGGCCUUACAUUGCCGCCCGGGCCCUCGGCAUUGGGGGAGGUUUCGGCGUUGCGCCGUCGUUCCCGCGUGUUGCGUUGAUUCCUCGAACCAACGCGCGGCGCGGGGUCCCGGCCAUGGCGCAGCUGCCGCCCAAGAUCCCCGCCAUGGCGCCGGCAUGGCCCGAGUUCGGGGGCGGGCACCACCACCACGCCCACCACCAUCAACAGCGCAGCCCCUCCGUGGGCACGUUCCUCGCCGCGCCCAUGCCGCCGCAGCAGCCGACGUGGGUCGAGGAGUUCCUCGACUUCACGGCCGCCAAGCGCGGCGCGCACCGCCGCACCGUCAGCGACUCCGUCGCCUUCCUCGAGCCCGGCCCCGACGACGGCAAUGCCGGCGACGGGGCGCACGACUUCGACCGCCUCGACGACGACCAGCUCCUGUCCAUGUUCUCAGACGACCUGCCGCCGCCGCCGCCGCCGCCACAGCAGCAGCAGGCCGCUCCCGCGCCCGCGCCCGUGGCGAGCUCGUCGUCGCCGUCCGACCACAACAGCAUCAAUGACGAGAAGACGGACAGGGGCGAGACCGAGGAGGCGCAGAGCAAGUGCCACGGGGACGCCCCCGCCGCGCCGGGGCAGCCGGCCUCCGCCGCCGCCGCAGUUGAUCCCAAGCGCGUCAAGAGGAUCCUGGCGAACCGGCAGUCGGCGCAGCGGUCGCGCGUGCGCAAGCUGCAGUACAUCUCGGAGCUGGAGCGCAGCGUCACGUUGCUUCAGACGGAGGUGUCGGCGUUGUCCCCGCGCGUUGCCUUCCUCGACCACCAGCGCUCGCUGCUGACGCUGGGGAACAGCCACCUCAAGCAGCGGAUCGCCGCGCUCGCGCAGGACAAGAUCUUCAAAGAUGGAUUGCCAUGACGACGAUGGUGUCCCGACCCGAAGCGAACCUCUCGCUACAAGUAUCUGACCCGGUCUCUCUGUGCGUGUGUUUGCGCAGCUCAUCAGGAGGCGCUGAAGAAGGAGAUCGAGAGGCUGAGGCAAAUCUACCUCCAGCAGAGCCUGAAGAACGCCGAGUCGUCCCCGACGCCCGACGCGGCCCCGAUCCGCAGCGACAAGGACCUGAUCGCCAGCGAGGGGACCGCGGCGCCCGAGCCCUGCCCGCCCUCGUGAUGAGGCCGGAGACCAUCCAUGUCCGUCCGGUCCGGUCGCUGUAGUGGGGGGGAGGUGGCCUCCGCCUGUCGUCCAUGACAACGAGAGGUGUCGCUGGCUGCUAGGAUUGGUGGUGGCGCUGCUUGGGUUUGUGCAUUCCUUGGGGGGUGUAAUCGUGAUGUAAAGGAGACACUCGAUUGAUUUGGUUUUGUUCAUUCUCGCAUCCUCUGCUGCUGACUGCCUGCUGCUCCGUCUUCCACCUCCCUGAGUUGUAAUUUUUGUUUGGGCAUUUGGGCGAAGGUUGUUGUAGGUAAGAGACCAAAUGUAAUUCAGAUUGGUUGGGGUCGAUUUGUGUGUUUGGGGUGGUUUUGUAUCUGAUCUGAUCUGAUCUGAUCUGAUCAUUCGAAAAAGAUGUAUGUUUUCGGAACAAA
Molecule: messenger RNA, 1834 nt
Organism: Panicum virgatum (switchgrass)
Lineage: Eukaryota; Viridiplantae; Streptophyta; Magnoliopsida; Poales; Poaceae
Product: basic leucine zipper 2-like
Exons: 4
Coding region: 399-1172 (257 amino acids)
Biological process (GO): positive regulation of DNA-templated transcription
Cellular component (GO): nucleus
Molecular function (GO): DNA binding; DNA-binding transcription factor activity
Source: RefSeq, a predicted model, not a curated record